Messenger RNA from Wallemia mellicola CBS 633.66, 1989 nucleotides. Its product is annotated as kinase-like protein. The transcript has 3 exons. The record is from RefSeq and is a predicted model, not a curated record. Lineage: Eukaryota; Fungi; Basidiomycota; Wallemiomycetes; Wallemiales; Wallemiaceae. Bases 18 to 1988 code for a protein of 656 amino acids. Gene Ontology annotation, biological process: protein phosphorylation. Gene Ontology annotation, molecular function: ATP binding; protein kinase activity.
GAACCACAUAUGUCAUCAUGGAGGAUUGGCUGAAACGACGUAAAGAGCUCAAGAAUAUAAAAUUUGAUGAUAAUAAUGUAAAAUUUAAUCAAUUGCACAUAAAUCAAAAAGAUUUCAUAAAGCUCAAACUGAUAUCGAAGGGACAGUUCGGCAGUAUCGAGUUAGUGAAGUGCAAGCUAAAUGGAUCAUUUUACGCGUUGAAGGUUAUGAAUAAGGGCUUCAGUAAACGUAAUAUCGGCUUCAGCAAUCCGACGAAUGAGAAAGCUGUACAUCUAUUAGCAGCAACGAGAAAUACUAGUAAUUGCCUACCACUCGUAUCAGCUUUCCAAUCACCUGAUGAUUUAUUCAUCCAACUUCCGCUAGCGAUAAACGGGAAUUUACUCGAAUUAUUAGAACAAAAUACGCGUUUUGAAACUAAAACUAUAAAGCUCUACUCGUCACAGCUCUUAAAUGCUCUUACUUGGUUACAUGACGAUAUUGGCUGGUUACAUAGGGAUAUCAAACCACAAAAUAUCCUAUUAUCAUCAAAUGAUCACAUACUCCUCACAGACUUUGGCGCUGCUGUGCCGCUUCUUAACAAUACUCGUAAAGCUAAGAAAUCUGACAGCUUAGGUUUGGUCGGUACAACAGAUUAUGUCUCACCCGAGAUACUGCUGGCUGCAGAAGAAUACUUGAUUGCUGAGCAGACGGGAUCAUCUAUUCAUUAUGAUGAGAAGUCGCCUGGAUUAUAUGGUCCUGAGACAGAUUGGUGGAGUUUUGGUGUUGUCCUGUUCGAGCUCGCGUACGGAGUUACGCCAUUCUUCGCAGAAACUGUUGGAGAGACAUACAACAAGAUCAGGCAACGCAGUUACACACUCGGGCAAGAUACGAAUGGGGAACUACGCCAUUUACUUGAUUGCCUCUUUAAACCCCAAACUGAGCGCUUAGGUUAUUAUGGGACAAAGGAGGUACGCAAUCAUGCCUUCUUCAGACACACAGAUUGGGAAAGCAUGUCGAAGCGUAAAAUCCAAACUACAUACUUUGACAAAACGCUCGAUGAACUGGUUGAAGAUGACAGUAUUGCCGUAGAACAACCAGCACCUCAAAAGGCGUUCGAUUUCAGUGCAUUAUUCCAAGCAGCCGAUUCAAUAAGUUUGGAAGCCUUCAAUGAAUCUUUCCAACAAUCUAAUAAUUGGAAUGAAUUCAAUUAUAUACCACCAGUACAAGAUUUAUUCCCGUCAUAUCAUACAAGGAAGACACCUGAAACACCAUUCAAAUUGUCGUUCAACAAUACGACAUCGACGCACAAGAAUAGAAACUUAUCAGAAGAGCAAGCGUUUAUAGAGAUGCAGCAAUGUGUUGGACUGUCUGCUAAGAAGAGGUUGGAUUAUAGCUUCAACUUGGAUACCCUCCCUCGAGCAGUCUCUUACAGCAGUGAUUUAUCAUCUGUCGAUGACAACACUCAGAAUGAUGGAGGCGGCUACCGAGAAUCUCCAUUAAAGAGGGUAGAAUCGCGAUCGAGUCUGUCACGUAUGAAUUCUCAGCAAUCGGUACACCAACCAAGUUUGUCACGAAUGAACUCCCAACAAUCUAUCCAUCAUCCUGGUUUGUCACGGAUGAAUUUCCAACAAUCUAUCCAUAAUCCUAGUUUGUCUAGAAUGAAUUCUCAGCAAUAUGUCAAACAACCAGCUAGACCGGCACUGAGGAAGAAUUUCAAGUCUUCACCCAAUAUGAGAUUAGAUAGCGGCCCACGCGAGAAUUCAUUAUCGACCAGAGCAAGUUCAUCUAGGCUCGCGCGACCAUCUAGACUUAACGUUCUCGACGAUUUGCCAGAAAACGAAAAUAACAAUCCAACCACAUCUACACCACAUGCUCCGAAGAAUCUGCACUCUAGGAUGGAUAAUUUGAAAAAACGCCAUGAUGCAUUGCUUAAAGAUCUUAACCAGACUAGUAGGAGGCAUGAAAAACUCCUAGCGAGAUCAUCAUCUAGGCAAAGUUUAAGACAGUAGU